Molecule: messenger RNA, 1094 nt
Organism: Nicotiana attenuata
Lineage: Eukaryota; Viridiplantae; Streptophyta; Magnoliopsida; Solanales; Solanaceae
Product: protein LURP-one-related 5-like
Exons: 2
Coding region: 329-961 (210 amino acids)
Source: RefSeq, a predicted model, not a curated record
CACCGUCAAUGAAUAAAAUAAUCAAAAAAGAAAAAUAUAUAAUGCUGAUACCAUUAACUCCCUCCUCACAAUACACUCCAUUCCGUCUCAUCUCUCAACCCGAGGAUUCAUAUUGAAUAAUUGAUUGAUUCAUUUUGCAAUUGAUUUUUUCAUUUGGAAUUUGAAGAUUUUUGGCCACGUUUGGUAUCAAGAUGCGGUUUAAUUAAUUUGAAUUUGCGACGUAUAAAGUCUAUUCGAAUUCGUAUUCUCUAUUACAACCUGAAAUCUCUAAUUAAGGGGAGGAACAAUUGAAGGAUGAGUUCUAUUUGGUGUGAGAAAGGGAUAAUGAAUGAGAGAUUUUGCUUCGAAAAUGAAACAAAUCUUACAGUUCAUAAGAGUUCAUUGUUCUACCCUGGUGACGGCUUCAUUGUUUACAAUUCAGGUGGUGAAAUCGUUUUUCGGGUCGAAUCGUACUGCCCCGAUUCACGACCCAAGGAAGAACUCGUUCUCAUGGAUUCAGCGGGCUCUUCUCUUGUCACUCUCCACCGCAAGAAGCCAAGCCUUCAUCAAAGGUGGGAAGGAUUUCUUGGAGAGAAAAAAGAAGGACAAGAACCACUUCAGCAUUUACAAGUCAUCAAUAAUAGGACAAUAUGAUAUAAUAGCACAAGUCUACAGUAAUAGUACUGAUCAUCCAAUUCAAGAAUUCAACAUUGAAGGCUCAUACAUACAAAGAAACUGCACCAUCUUGUACAAUCCUACCAAAACAGAUCAGAGUGAAGAAGCUAAAGUGGUUGUAGCUGAAAUCAAAAGAAAAAUGGAGCCAGACACAAAUGUUGUAAUGGGCAAAGAUGUUUUCUUGUUGUGCCUCAAGGCUGGUAUUGAUGGGGCAUUCAUCAUGGCUUUAGUACUUGUCCUUGAUCAAGUGGAGGGACAUGAUUUUAAAGAGGGAAGCGACAAGGUUAAUUUCACGUAUGAUCACUGAAUGUCAUUUUACUAGAACAGUAAAAUCACUAAUAUUUUCUUGCAUUAGAAUUAGUAACUGAACUUUACUUACGAUAGCAGUAAAGUCACAAAUCUUGACUCACACUUUAAUAUUAAAUUCAUCUUGAUCGGUG